Molecule: messenger RNA, 3950 nt
Organism: Lytechinus pictus (painted urchin)
Lineage: Eukaryota; Metazoa; Echinodermata; Echinoidea; Temnopleuroida; Toxopneustidae
Product: stomatin-like protein 1
Exons: 9
Coding region: 117-1430 (437 amino acids)
Cellular component (GO): plasma membrane
Source: RefSeq, a predicted model, not a curated record
GUACCGUACGUAUACCACCGUACGCUGAAUCGGUGGAAGAUGGCGCUAAUUGGAGCUCUGCGGUGAGAUCGUGAUUAGAAACAAGUUUUGGAGAACAUUGAAUCUUUUUUUCUACCAUGCCGCGUGUCCAGUACAGCCGACUGCCAAUGACGGACAGUGCAGAGAGCAGCCCAGCCAAGGAUUCCGUGGCUUUAGACUUCAGCUCUGUACACAACUUCAAGUCUGUGUUCUCUUACAGCAAGGCUGUCCCACCUUAUCUCAAUGAAGUGAAAGAAUAUAAGCCUUCAAUCAUAUCCUCUGUAUGCAGUACUGUGGUUAUUCUUUUGAGUUUUAUCUUGCUUCUCUUGACCUUUCCUGUAUCAGGAUGGGUAGCCAUAAAGAUGGUUCAGCAGUUUGAGAGGAUUGUUAUAUUCAGACUGGGUCGAAUGAGAGCACCACAAGGACCAGGAGUGGUUCUCGUCAAUCCUUUUAUUGAUAAGUGGCAGAUAGUUGACAUGAGAACCAGAGCCUUCAAUGUUCCACCGCAACAACUGUUGACGUCCAAUGGUGCUGCCAUCUCAGCGGGUGCGAUAGUCUACCACCGCAUCAUGGACGUGGCGCUGUCGAUAGCUUCCAUCCAGGACAUGAACCACGCCAUGCGGAACCUUGGACACACCAUCCUCCUCAACCUACUCAGCUCCAGGGAACUCUCUGCCAUCGAACGGGACAAAGCCCUCAUCAACGCUGAGAUGCAGGAUCUUAUGAACACUGCCACGUUGAACUGGGGCGUAGAAAUCAGCAGAGCAGAAAUUUCUGAAAUCACAGUGAUUCAAGACGCCACGUCAGCUUCUGUAGACUUCCAGAAGGUGACUGGAGUCCUGGGCCAAGUUGCAGGACAAAUGGCAGGACAAAUGGCAGCUGGAGCCAAACCCCAAAAGGGAGAGCCGUCAUCGGCCCUUGCAUCCCUCCUCUCCAUGGUAACCACAUCACCAAACCAAACCCCUGCCCUCACCAUGGCAUCCUCACCCAACACCUACCACCAACCACGCCUUACGGUACCCCAUUCUGUACCCGUCGCAUCAAACCUGGUGGAGCUGGGGGGUAAUACUCCAGCCACGCCCGAACAACUCAUCCAGCUGGUCCAACCGGUAUUGGACGAGCAGCUAGUGGAAGAAGUAGGUGCGGUCUUCAAGUUCAACGUGACCGGUGCAAGCGGUGGACUUUAUUAUCUGGAUUUAGCCAGAGGUGCAGGUCAAGUAGGUGUUGGACCACCCCCUUGCACCCCUGAUGUCACCCUAACCAUGUCUAUUGAUGACAUGCGGGCCAUGUUUGAAGGAGAGCUACGCCCCGCUGUGGCCUACAUGUCGGGUCGUCUGGAGCUUGAAGGGGAUAGGAAUAUCGCCAUGACACUGGAGAAAGUCAUCAGUAGAAUACGAGAGGGCCACAGGUGAUUGUGGAAGCUCUGGAUGAGAUCAAAAGUCAAUAGCUUCAUCGGGAUCAAGCAGCCUUUCAUCAGACUCCCAACUUAGUGACACUUGUCUGGUUUUAACUUGAAUUUGUGCUAUCAUUUUCUGUUGUUUAGAAAUGAGUACUGUACAUGUAUGCACAUGCUUUUUCUCUUGGAGGGAAUGAGAUUGGGUAGCUAAUUAAGUCACACAAACUGACAAAGGUAACUUUUGUAGGUUAUUAAUUUGAAUCGAUUCAUAAAAAGAAUGUCCUUUUGUAUAACAGGUUGAAAUCUGUAGAACUUUGAUAUUCAGAGAACUUAUACUUGAUAAUGAUAAUAACAGUGGGUUCUUAUAGAUAUGUCAAAUAUUACAGCAGACCUAAGCUCUUUAUAUAUGACAAGAUGGCUCUUGAUGGGACACAGUAACCAAUUUUUUUGCAAGGACUACUUUUCCUUUGUGGAGGUGCUUGACCAAGUAGUCUAAGGUCCCUGACUACACACUGGAAAGUCCAGGGUUCAAAACCUAGCCAUGUUACCCAUACCCCUGAGUGAAGCAUUGUUUUCUGAAUUUGCUCUGUCAAAUGUUGAUGUCUUUUGGAAUUAUUACCUUAAAAGUCAAUCACAAACAAUCAUGUGAUUGAUACAUGCCUAUAAAAACUCAAUUACACACACACACCUAGACCACAAGCUAUUUACAACAGGGGGAUAUUAUAAAGUGGACUUACAUUAAUCUUUUUUUUUAUUUAUUUUUUUAUUUAUCUUUGCGUCAAUCCUCGCUCAUUGGCCUUGGACAUUCUGUGUUCUCUCUCAAUAUCCCACUUGUGCUGUAAUAUGAAAUUAUUCCCUAUCUAGAAAUUACUUUUCAAAAAUAUUGGAAUUUUAGGCCUGGAUAUCUUGGAUAUAUUAUUAAGUGAAUCAAUUUAUAUCAAUGAAUUUGUAAGAUUUGCCUUACACAAACAUUUUAAGUCAUAGCAUGAAAUUGGAAUAUUGAUCGAAUGAAGAAUAAUUCCUCCUUGAAUAUAUAGAUAUGAGUGCGAGAUCAAGGUAACAAAAAAGGCACAAGUAAAAAGGAAAUGACAGUUUAAUAAACAUCAAAGAUGCUGAAAGGGACAAAUGGAAGGGAAGUUGGAAAUGUUAUUUCCCCCGAGAUAUGCUGCUAUCUACAAUGAUAUCAUUAUUUUUGUUAUUAUUUUGACAUUGCUAUGCAUGGGAACGUAAUGGUGCAUGAUUUUCUUGGAAUGCUAAUGUACUUAAUGUGUCACAUAUAAUUUCUACUUAUUGCAAUAUAAAGUUAUGUACCAUAUUUAUGCAACUGGAUGUACUAGCAUUACAAUUAUUUAUUUAGCAACACAUUGCAAGUGUUUCCCUCUUUAAUAAUCAUAAUAGUGUACCUGUUUUCUGUCAGUGUAAGUUUAAUGUGUAUAUUCUAGAUUUAAUUUGCAUGCCAACUCACAUUACACCUAUCGUUUUUGUUUCCUAGUACUCGCGUUGUGUUUGUGCUGUAAAUAAUUGUGAUGUAAAGUAUUAUGUGUACGAUAGAUUUGUAGAUAAUAAGAAAUAGUUUUAUUGUGUAAAUAAAAUACAUGUACAUGGAGACAUAGUAUAUAUUUUUAGUAUACUGUUAUUGUUUAGUCAACUACUAGUAUGAUGCCAAAAAUCAAUUCACUUUGAUCAUUGUUAAAAGGGGUAUAUUACAUAAUUGACCUGUGAUUCAUUGAAUAGAUUCAGAUUUAUUUACAACAGAACAUAAAGAAUAAUACAAAUUAUUUUCAUACAUGUAUAACAGACAUUUACAAUACAAAUCAUUGUCAUAAUUAUAUUUAAUAGCAUCAAUGAUAAUUAACAUAUAAAAAUAUUUACAAAAUAUGAUACAUUUUGUUGACAAAUUAUAAUAUAUAAUUUAAAUAUGAGAAAGGCCCGAACCAAGGCAAAGGCACACUCAUCCCGUGCUUGGCUUCAGCUCCCAGUGGGAUGUGUUCACCGAUUUCUUCGCAGUGGAAACUAUGCUAAAAUUAUUUUUGCAUAAAGUUUGUUCAAGCAAUCUUACCUCAAACAGAAAAACAGCAUGUUGGGUCAAAGCACUAUUCUGAAAUAAAAAAUCCUUUAACAUCUCCUUUCCUUUGAUUAAAAAGAAAUUAGACAAGAUUACAUUUACCCUUUUAUCAAGGCCUCCAUCUGAUAAGUGUAUAGGGUCUGAUGCUAAAAGACUACACUCAUGAACUACCUUGCCAACUUUCCUUGGCAUGAAAACACAUAAUUCAUGUCAUCUGUUUCAAGAAAAAUGUGUAUGAUAUAUGUGUAUGAUUCAAAUAAGUUUUAUAUCAAAGCCUGUACUGAUUUAAUCUCAUCAAUGUACUACCCCCCCCCCCAAAAAAAAAGAAGAGUAUUUCUUGAAGAUGAUGCAUGUCCAUUACAUUUAAUUUUGUCUUCUAUGAGUCAGUUGCCAAAGCACAAUGUACAAUCAAUCUCAAAGACAUUGUGGGAAUUAAAAUCAAGAGCAAGGCUGUUUGUGGAUAAUUGUAAA